This is a messenger RNA of Linum trigynum, 2927 nucleotides long. NCBI's taxonomy places the organism in Eukaryota, Viridiplantae, Streptophyta, Magnoliopsida, Malpighiales, Linaceae. The record is from the annotation of a GenBank genome assembly.
CUAGGAGUCAGCCUGUUCAAUUUGCUGAAACGUUGGGCAUCAAUUGCAUCGACUCCCGCCCAUGUCGAUAGUGUAAGUACACAUGCUGCUGAGACUCCAUCAAUUGCACCGACCGACUGACAGCCCUAUCCCCAACAUAUCGUUUUGGACUUUUUGCCCAAUCUUUGAAUUCAAAACCUGGUUGCAGUUGCAGCAUUUCAAUUUUCCCGCAAUUCUCAAACCAUAGAUUUCCUUUCUCCUUGCAUAAGAAUACCAAUUUCCAUAUAACUCUGACCGAGUGUUGCCUCCAGAGGCGCGACUUCUUUCAAUCAAGCCGUGAACAUGACCGAGAAUUGCAGUUCCGGUCCGCUAAGCUCACUCCCUCAUCCUUUCGCCGCCGGAAAAUGGCUCCCGGUCUGUCCAGAGGCAAACCUUCCUCCUCUUCCCCUGAAUCUGUUCAGCAAACUAGGAGACAAUCUCCUGGUCGAGAUUCUGAUUCGCCUCCCAAACCCAAGAUCCUUCUGCCGCUGCAAAGCCGUCUUCAAGUCGUGGAGAACCCUUAUCUCCGAUCCUAGCUUCAAUCGCCGCUUUAUUUCCCAUCACCAGAGCAGGUACAAACCAGUAUUUAUGUUCCUUCCCGCACCCGACCAAGACUCGAUCCUCAGCUUUCUCCCCGUGUCGGAUAAGGCUCGACCGAGAUUCAGAGUCAUGGACUGUUUCAAGGACUUGCUUUUAUGUGGAUUUCUUGAGAUUGAAACAACCAAAUUGCGCAGAUCCUACUUGGUAUGCAAUCCGUUUACCAAGCAAUGGACAACCCUUCCAUUGGGGCCUGAAAUGACAGAUUCAGGGUAUGAUGAAUCUUUCGCAGCAUUAGUCUGUCAAUCCCGUAGUAAUUGUAGUCUUGUGCAGCAUCUAGACGAAGAAUCAGAACCUGAAGCAAUUGAUUCUGAGUAUGAAUUCCCUGUGGUGCGUGUUCAUCAAUUUCUCAUAUCUACAGUACUGCAGGUGUUCUGUUCUGAGUCCGGGAAAUGGUUGGAGAUGUCGUUGGAUAUCACGAUAAGUUCACCGUUCGCUGCAGUCUCCUAGAACGGGGAAUUGUUUUGCGUGUCUUUCACCACGAGUACCCAUUUGGAAACGUUGUUUGCAUGCGAUCCUUUCUGCCCUAAUGGACCUCUCAAACCUAUGAUGUUUGCUCCGGUGCUGGGAUUGAGCACUCUUGCAGUCUCACAAGGAGCUCUUCACAUCGUUGUAUUCGAAAUGAAAGGUAUACAUCGUAGUUCAAGGAAUGCCCUGAGUGUUUGGAGACUGGAAGGAUACGGUGAGUAGCGUUUAAGCCUACAAUAUGAAAUGGUGUUGAAGACCACAUCAACACCAAUACCAUCAGUGUCACUAUGGGGUGACUAUGAAAUUUAAUAACUGCUAUGUACUUUCUCUGCAUCCAGAGAAGCCAGAAAUUGUCUUCCUUCCAUGUGCAGAUCCCCUUGAUGGAUGUAUCUACUCCUGCAAUUUGAGGACAAGAACGGGAGAGCCAGAGUUGUAUUCUACAGUAGCACCAUUUAAUUGUAACUGCCUUUGGAGGAAGGUGCAGCCUAGAGUCACUUGUUGGCUGACUCGCUCUUACCGUCACUUUAGAAAAUGGACAAGUGUAACCACCUCCUAAAGCAAAGUAUAGCGGGUUUGGGUUUUAAUGUCAACCCGGGUCCUAGAUGUGAUGACUACUCCGUGAGUUCUUAUUAUUUAGCAGUGAAACUUUAGUGAAGAUCCAAACAAGUAAACAAGCAAAGCGAGUAAAAAGGUUGUUUUCAAGUCGAGAGAGGUCACCCGGAUAUGGUUCCCCCUAGACUGCAAUUAAGCCGGAUUGUGAUUUACCAAGUUCAUUUUCAAUGAUAGUUAUACUGCGGGAGGUUCUUAAACAGUCUGAAGUCUCGACUAAAGGUCUCCAAACCCUCUCAAUCUGAGUCUCCAGCGGACGCCUAACCUCCACCGGAGUAAACAGAUUGAGGCCCUAACGAACCAAACCUCCACUACUGAAGUAAAUUCGGUACAGAAUAGUGAAUUGACUCCUCGACUAAAGUCGCCAAUUCACUACCUUCAACCAAGGGUGCUCUAUCAACCUAGGCAGAUAUUCUCUUUCUAGGUUAAAGCAGAAACAACAGGAAUUUGAUCACGAUUCAUGCCAUUCAACAAAUCAAACCUCAAUUAAUCAUACCAAUGAAUCUGUACUUGGGUUCAUACAAUCAGACCUAACAUAAAAAUCUAGGGUUCUUCAUACCCAGGUGAAUAAGAAAACUACUCCAUAGAGAGAGAUGGGAAAUCCAGCUCAGAUGCGGAAACCAUACUCUGAAGAAUGAUAAUCUGCUUCUGGCACUCAAUCAGGUCUUCUCCAAGCUCAAGCCGAGCUCCAAUGGUGAUGGAGAUCGAUCUAUGACACUUGCAGAGUCAGGUUCGUCACUUUCUCUCUCUAGGUAUCGCUCUGUCUCUCUAAAACUCGGAACCCUUCACUUUUGGCCUUCUUUUCCCUUAAGAAGCUGUCUGUCGCGAUCCCCGGCCUGAAUACCCGGUCGGGUAUUUUGGGUGGCGAUCGGGUAUAAAGGUUGUCAACCCGCGGGUUGACCCGCGGGUCGACCCACUUUGACCCUGACCCGGUGAGAAAAACGAGUCAUACGCACCCGCCGGGCCGACCGCUACAAGGUCAAAUUGUGUCAUUUUUUUCUUAGGUUUGCGAAAUGAGCCUAUUUUCUGAUUUUUCUUUUCGCCUAACUCAAUCUUUGGAAUCCUAAGUUGAACAUUUGAAUAUUUAUGUUAUAUAAGUGUGUAUGAAUUUUCACUAUAUGUUGGAUCUAAGUACGAUAUGUUAUUUUGGCGUAAUAUUAUAUGCUAUAAGUCAUAUGCUAGAUAAGAUUUGAUAUAAUUGAUGAGGAUAAGUACAAUAUAAUGACUUUUUCUAU